This is a messenger RNA of Cokeromyces recurvatus, 2502 nucleotides long. RefSeq lists its product as uncharacterized. Gene Ontology annotation, molecular function: RNA binding. The transcript has 4 exons. The coding region runs from base 1 to 2502 and encodes 833 amino acids. Gene Ontology annotation, cellular component: nucleolus. NCBI's taxonomy places the organism in Eukaryota, Fungi, Mucoromycota, Mucoromycetes, Mucorales, Mucoraceae. The record is from RefSeq and is a predicted model, not a curated record. Gene Ontology annotation, biological process: maturation of SSU-rRNA.
AUGUCCGGAUUCGUUUUAGAAGAGCCUUUUCCACUUGCUCGCUUCCACAAUACUAUUGCUGAAAGUGAUAGUAAGCAUUUUAUCAUUGGACUUAACUCUUUAGAAGCAAUUGUAAACAACGAUUCCGCUGAACGCUUAGACGAAGCUGAUUUUGCCGCAGUCACCCUUCAGGGUGAAGGCUUUAAGAUUUACAAUACUAUUGAUCAAAAAUGUAUUAAAUCGUGGACAGCACCUCCAGGAGUUGCAUUUGCUAGACCAGCUACACAUAUUGACGGCGGUAGAGAUUCCGAAUCAGUUGAUUAUACUUAUGCCAUUGUUGCUUCUGGACCUGAUGUUACUGCAGAUGAAGAGCGUAAAACAGUUUGGUUAUGGAAGAAUACAAAGACUGGAGAUAAUGAAGAAACUGAUAAAACUGUCAAAAAGUUUGAUGAAUGUAUUAGUGCUAUUCACGUAUCGUCUGCAUUACCAUCUCAUGUCAUUAUAAUUAGUGAAAAUGGAACAAUCGAUUUAGCUACAAAAGAUUUAGAUCGUUUUACAGCAAAACAAAAAGCACAAAAAAAGUGUAAUGUGAUUUGGUCAACUGUAUUUGUUACUUCAAACGCACACACACGUCCUUGCUGUGUUGCUUCAUCUAUGGUUCCUUCCAUGUCAACAAUCAUUGUUACUAUUAAUAAUGUCAAAGAUUCCAAUAUAUACAGUUUCAAAAUGGAUUAUGUUAAUGUUGAGCGCAGAAGCAUUGAUCCCAUUACAAGCAUAGAUAUUAAAUUAACAGAAAAGCCUGUUGACUUUACCUUUGAUUCUACAAACGGCCGAUUAACUAUUUUGAGUCAUGUUGGUACUUGGACUAUAUGGAAUAUGCAGUUGAGACAUAGCUCUUCAAAAAAGAUUUCUGGCACGAUGACUGAACAUUUAUCAAUCAAAUUAAACGGUUAUCGUUUUCAAGAUGAUGUUUUAGGUAAUAUUGCUGCAAUUACACAAUUGAACGAUAAUUAUGUUGCAAUGGUAGUACCUCGUACAGUUAAGAAAACAAAUGAAGUGGAGCACGUUAUUAGUGUUUGGGAUGUGAAAUAUGGUACUCUUCAAGCUGAACAAUUGAUUAAAAUGAACGAGAAAAAUGUAUUUAGCAAGAAUGCCUGUAUAUAUAAGAUUGCUGUCUUACCAAAUUCUCAUCUUGCCGUUACCAUAUCCUCUAUCACUCCUAAAACUGAUACUAAAAAAAUUAAAUCCUCAAAGAAGAUGGUGGACACAAACUCAGUAAUUAUGCUUUGUCCAUAUUAUAAUGAGCCUGUUUCUUUGAUAGCAGCCAUGGGCAAAAUGAAGCAAACUAUUGAAUUUAUGGGUAUUAAUAAUUCAAUUGACUCAAAACAAAGUAUUGGAUAUUCUCAUAGUGGAAUCGAAACUGUCUGUCAGCCUGUUAAGUUUUGCAUAAAUGAUGAUUCUGAACAAGUAUACCAAAAAUGGGUUUCUCGUUUGAAGAAAUAUCAAAAGAAAAGUACAAACGCCUUAGCAAAACUAAUGAUGGAAGAUAUUACUCAAGAAGAAUUUACAGACACAUUUUUCAAGCAUAUCCAUGUUACUUUCAAUACCUCUAAUAACGAUGAUGUUUUUAUGGAAGAUAGUUCUUUAGAUCCAAUGACUGCUAAAACCAAUGAGUAUCGUCAUGCUAUGGAAACAAAAUACGUCGAUUCAGAAAAACGUAACACACAGCUUUCACAAUUCUUUAUUUCGAACGUAAUUUCCAGAUGCUUUCAAACGAAUAAUACUCAAUUUUGGCCUAUGGAUGUGAUUCUUUAUUUGAUGUCAAGAUCAAUGCUUCGUAGUAGUUAUGCAGAUAAAGGCAUCAUGAGGUUAUUAGUAGAAAGAAAGGAAUGGGCACUUAUUCCUCUAGUGCUAGAAAAGGUGCACGAUAUCCCUGAAAAUGACUUGGUAACACUUAUUAAAGCAUUAAUUUCUUUGUAUAAAAAUGAAAGUGAAUGGAAGAACCGUUUCAGUACAUAUUUAAAGAUGAUUGUAGAUGCGCCAAAAAAUGACAUCUUUUUACAACAAGCACUGAAACGUAUUGAUUCAUCUGAAUUACCAAUUAUACUUGAAACAGUCAUUAGUUGGUUAAAGGACAGAUCAUCCAACUUGAAUAAACGUAGUAAUAUUGUUGAUUUCGCUAAUAACAUUUUAGACAUUCAUUUCACCACACUUAUUUUGGAACCAGCACUUAAAGAACUUGUUGUUACAUUACGUGAACUUGUUGAUAAUGAAAUAGAGGUUAUCGAUGAUCUUGAGCAAUUAAAAAAUAUUUUAGGAGCAUAUGAUCGUAAGAAUAAGCAUGCAACUGUCAAACGUAAUGAGAAAUAUUCAAAGGAAUCAAAUAAUGCCGAUGUACCUAUUGAUGAACUAACUAAAUUCCGUCAAAGGAGCAAGGGUAAAUUUGGUGGUGAGCAAGGUGUACCAGUGUAUAGAGUUGAAGUCAUGGCUUUUCCCGAGUUACAGGCUUCAUCUAAAAAUUAA